Molecule: messenger RNA, 2711 nt
Organism: Erigeron canadensis
Lineage: Eukaryota; Viridiplantae; Streptophyta; Magnoliopsida; Asterales; Asteraceae
Product: proline-rich receptor-like protein kinase PERK3
Exons: 8
Coding region: 221-2350 (709 amino acids)
Biological process (GO): protein phosphorylation
Molecular function (GO): ATP binding; protein kinase activity
Source: RefSeq, a predicted model, not a curated record
AAACCUUUUCACUAAUACUCCUACUGUUCAACCACAUAUAUAUAUAUAUCAGAUUCACAAUUAUAUAUAUAUAUAACUUCUAUUUAAUUUCAAUUAUAAUUUAUUGUAAAUAAUUAUAAUUAUGUAUUUAAAAAUUAAUAAAAAAUAAAAAUAGAUGAGCUAAAUUUCAGCUGAAUAUUUGUAGAUCUGGACGAUUCAUGUCCGUCGGUAUCGCUCGGUGAUGUCUGAACCUAUUAUCUCGCUUACUGGUUCAGUAAACAAUACCCGUUGUUUGUUGCUCAAACAGUUGCUUAUUCUUUGUAUUGUUAUAUGCGUUGUUGAUGCUAAUGUUACGAAUAACGGAUCUGGUGUACGUAUUAUAACUCAACCUAAGAGGCGACUUUCUCACCAUGGUGCACCGAAGACGGUGCUGGCACCCGCGGAACCACCUAAUUAUGGACCUUUUAUGACUUCUAGCCACCCUCUUGCAAGCUCACAUUUGUCAAAACCUUCGAUGAAGAAGAGUGAAAGUGUGUCACCUGUUGCAGGGUUUACACCUCCACAGCUAGCUGAUAUUGCUCCUAGUCAAUCUCGUCAUGGUUCAUUACCAACUGGUUUAGCCCAGCCCCCGUUAUCCCCCCGUGCUUCCAAUUGCUGUGGGCCUGAAUCGGUGUUGAAGCGCGGUACUGAGGGAUGUCACUGUGUAUAUCCAAUAAAGCUUGACAUUCUCCUUUUAAAUGUCUCAUCAAACCCAAAUUGGCCUCUAUUUCUUCAACAAUUUGCAACUCAACUUGGUCUGAGGGCUUCCCAGAUUGAGCUAAUAAACUUCUAUUUGCUCGGCUUAUCGAGACUCAAUAUUUCAAUGGACAUAACUCCACAUACAGGAGUCAGUUUUAGUUCCAGUGAAGUUUCUGCAAUAAACUCUUCACUUUCUACGCACAAGGUUCAGUUAGACCCUAAGCUCGUGGGUGACUACAAGCUUCUCAACUUAACUUGGUUCAAGCCGGUUGCUCCUGCUCCAGCCCCUCGUGUCACAACUCCUCCAACAAAAGCACCUCCUGUAAAACCUUCAUCUACAACAUCUGCAAAUACUUCAAGUAGUGGAAAACACCUCAGCUUAAUUCUUCUUAUUUGCAUUGGUGCGGGUAUCCUUUGUGUUGCUGUUAUCUGCGUUCUUAUCCUUUGCUCUUGUGCUUCGCAUCGCCGAAAAUCUGAACAAUUGCCAAAAGAAACCGUCAAGCCAAGGACGGUGGAGGCUCUUACAACUGUAGGAUCUUUUGCGCAUCCUAGUAGUACACGGUUUCUUCAAUAUGAAGAACUAAAAGAAGCGACAAACAACUUUGAACAUGCUAGUAUACUUGGCGAGGGUGGAUUUGGAAUUGUUUUCAAGGGUGUACUGAGUGAUGGGACACAAGUAGCCAUAAAGAGGCUUUCUAGUGGAGGUCAACAAGGUGAUAAGGAAUUUCUGGUCGAAGUUGAGAUGCUUAGUAGACUGCAUCAUCGUAACCUUGUGAAACUUGUUGGUUACUAUAGUAACCGUGACAAUUCAGAAAAUCUUCUUUGCUACGAACUUGUUCCAAAUGGAAGUCUAGAGGCUUGGCUUCAUGGUCCACUAGGGGUUAAUUGCCCUUUGGAUUGGGAUACCAGAAUGAAAAUCGCCCUUGAUGCAGCAAGAGGACUUGCAUAUCUGCAUGAGGAUUCUCAGCCAUGUGUGAUUCACAGAGAUUUCAAGGCCUCUAAUAUUUUACUUGAGAACAAUUUUAAUGCUAAAGUGGCAGACUUUGGCCUAGCUAAACAGGCGCCAGAAGGCAGAGCUACUUAUUUGUCCACUCGUGUUAUGGGUACAUUUGGGUAUGUGGCACCUGAAUAUGCUAUGACUGGGCAUCUUCUGGUCAAAAGCGAUGUCUACAGUUAUGGGGUGGUCCUGCUUGAAUUGUUGACGGGAAGGAAGCCAGUCGAUAUGAGCCAACCAUCAGGACAGGAAAACCUUGUCUCUUGGUCAAGACCAAUUCUAAGAGAUAAGGAGCGGCUGGAAGAGCUAGCUGAUCCAAAGCUUGGGGGAAAGUACCCAAUUGAAGAUCUAGCUAGAGUUUGUACAAUAGCAGCAGCUUGUGUAUCUCCGGAGGCAAACCAAAGGCCGACGAUGGGGGAAGUUGUACAGUCGCUAAAAAUGGUGCAACGGGUGACAGAAUAUCAAGACACAUCAACAACAAAUGACCGGGCCGCCCAGAAGCAAUCAUCCACUACUUUCGAAUCAGAUGGGACAUCUUCUAUCUUCUCUUCAGGUCCUUACUCAGGUUUAAGUGCCUUUGAUCAUGACAAUAUCUCUCGUACAGCUCUCUUUUCAGAAGACUUGCAUGAAGGCAGAUGAUCUGCAUCUUUUUGAAAAUCCAAGGAUCUUACGAGUGGAAGUUGGAUGAUCUGUGCCCGAUUUGGAGGCAGUGCAAAUGCUUAUCUGUUGCUUCCUGGCCAAGAUCAAACCUAGAGCUCCUUUGUACCGGAACAGAAAGAGGAAAGCCGCCACAAGUUAGCAUUCCUAGAAUUUCAUUGUACAUUAGCUACUGUCAGUUACGGUGUUUUUAAUUGUUAAAAAGUUUCUCUUUUUUUUCCCUUCCGUUUUUUGUUUUUUUUGUUUUCUUUUGCCAAGUGUUGAUUUACUAGUUUCUAGGUUUUUUCUGAUCAUACCGGCUGUCACUGAUCAUGAGACAAAAAUUGUUCAUCAAAUCAUCUCA